Molecule: messenger RNA, 5138 nt
Organism: Cyclopterus lumpus (lumpfish)
Lineage: Eukaryota; Metazoa; Chordata; Actinopteri; Perciformes; Cyclopteridae
Gene: lmtkb
Product: apoptosis-associated tyrosine kinase b
Exons: 14
Coding region: 1-4983 (1660 amino acids)
Biological process (GO): brain development; peptidyl-tyrosine autophosphorylation
Molecular function (GO): ATP binding; protein tyrosine kinase activity
Source: RefSeq, a predicted model, not a curated record
AUGAAGAUGCUGGUGCUCCUGGUGACGACGUCCUCGGUGGUCUUCAGCCCCGGCUUCGCCCUCAGCUCCCACUUCAGCUCAGAUGGCGCUCCGCUGAGCGAGCUGUCCUGGUCGUCGUCCCUGGCCGUGGUGGCCAUCUCCCUCUCGGGCCUCUUCACCUUCGUCUUCCUCAUGCUGGCCUGCCUCUGCUGCAAGAAGAGCAAGACCGGCUUCAAGGAGUUCAGGAAUGUGGACGGGGAGGAGUACCGUGCCGACGCGUCCGCCUCGGCCUCGCCGGCCUCCCGGACGGGCAGCCCGGACGUCUACAUCCUGCCGCUCACCGAGGUGUCUCUGCCCGUCGCUAGGCAACCGGCUCGAUCGGCCCAACUCCUGAAGCCCACGGACCUGGGCCGCCACAGCCUGCUCUACCUGAAGGAGAUCGGGAAUGGCUGGUUCGGGAAGGUUCUGCUGGGGGAGGUGGAGUCGGGCCUGAACACCACCCAGGUGGUGGUGAAGGAGCUCAGAGCCAGCAGCAGCGUGCCGGACCAGAUGCACUUCCUGAAGGAGGCGCAGCCGUUCCGCGCCCUGCAGCACCCUGCUCUGCUGCAGUGUUUGGUCCAGUGCACCGAGGUCGCUCCCUUCCUGCUGGUGAUGGAGUUUUGUCCACUGGGGGAUGUGAAGGGCUACCUCCGAAGCUGCAGAGCCUCAGAGACCAUGACCCCGGAGCCCUUGGUUCUCCAACGGAUGGCCUGCGACAUCGCCUCGGGACUCUUGCACAUGCACAAACACAACUUUGCGCACAGUGACCUGGCUUUGAGGAACUGCUUGUUGUCGGCCGAUGUCUCAGUGAAGAUUGGAGAUUACGGCCUGGCCCAGAACAAGUACAAGGAUGAUUAUUACGUGACGUCCGAUCAGAUGAGCGUGCCGCUGCGCUGGAUCGCUCCAGAGCUGGUGGACGAGGUGCACGGAAACCUGCUGGUGGCUGACCAGACCCAGCAAAGCAACAUGUGGUCUCUGGGCGUCACCAUCUGGGAGUUGUUUGAGUUGGGCAACCAGCCCUACAGGCACUACUCCGACAGACAAGUGCUGAGCUACGCCGUGAGGGAGCAGCAGCUGCGACUGCCCAAGCCGCUGCUCAAAGUGCCGCUGGCGGAGCGCUGGUACGAGGUGAUGCAGUUUUGCUGGCUCCAGCCUGAGCAGAGGCCCAAUGCAGAGGAAGUCCACUUGCUCCUCAGCUACCUGUGUGCCAAGGGGGCCAGCGAGGCCGAGGAGGACUUUGAGAGGCGAUGGAACUCCCUGCGUCCCAAUACUGUAUUCAACAGCCACCGCUGCGCCUCGGCAAUGUCCCGAGACCACCCCUCAAUCACCUCCUCCUCUUUUCCCCUCCUCGAGCAAUUUUCAGCCGGUGAUGGCUACCACUCGGAGUCCGGGGAUGACAUUCUUACGGUCACAGAGACCAGCCAUGGCCUGAACUUUGAGUACAAGUGGGAGCAAGCCAGAGCAGACCAGUCGUGCAGAGCUCUGGACUCCUCCGGUGCCCUGGUUCAGGUCAACCAUCAUCCCCAGGAAGCGUUUUACCCCCCUGGGGGCAUCGUGGGAGGCUGCCCCAUGGAGAGUCUCAGCCACGGACUUUCUCCUUCUUACUACCAAUCAAAACAUCUCCAUGCUCCAGGCAUACUUCCCGUCCUCAGUGCCCACAGCCCCUCGAUAAGCAGUGAAUACUACAUCCGCAUCGAAGAACCAGUGGACUGUAACAUUGAUCUGGACUACACCAUGUGCUCCUACAGCCCAGACUACCAAGGCAGCAGUGGGAGCUUUCUGACUGGGAGUGCUGACUCAGGCGAGUGCAUGGGCUGCCCGUUGCAGACCGAGGACACGGGUCCCUUUUGGACAGCAGACAUCCAUAAGUCAGAUAUGUACGACUCGGACGACUCAAGUCCUGCUAUCUCCCUGACAAUGGAGCCCCUCUUAGGGCAAGUGUUGGACGAUAGCCCACUACGGCCCUGGGAGUCCAGUCACUAUGUGUCCUAUAAAGACAGAGACGGAGGUUACUACUACGAGCACUCGCCCCCUUUGGGAAUAGAUCACUAUCUGAUCGGACGCCAGUUCUCCAGUGAGCGUCAUCAGGAGAGCUGGGGGUCCAGGAGCUUGCGUCAGGCCCUGGGUGAGUUGGAGAGAUCUCCCGCCGUGAACAGUGCAUCUCAACAGGCCCACAGAGACGCAUACAUGGACACGAGUCAGACCUCCGUCAUAGGAAAGAACGUGACGGGGGGCUACUACGACAUGAUGGGCUCCCUGAGGAAGACCAUGCCCAGCCACAACAGGCGUAACAGCCACUCGGUCAGUAUUGACAUGGAGACGGAGGGGGCACUGUUCAUCGGGCACAGAGACAGCGACACAGAGGAAGAGGAAGAAGAGGACAUAUUUGUUGAGAGACACACCUGCAACACUUGGCCUUCGAAACACCGCCACAGCAGCGCGGGUCACCACAGACGCACUAGCCACAGCUACAGACAGGACGCUUACGUGGACUUCCACUACACAAUGCCAAGUACAGACAUUGAAGACUCCUGGCCAGAGGAGCAUAGCCUGGCCUUCCACUCUCUUACCAAACCUGUGGACUAUCUCGAGCCCCACCAGGCCAAAGACAACAGUGCCUGCCUUAGUCUGAGCAAACAUCCUGCCACGGUGCCCUCGGACAACUGCAACGCCUACAUCUACCUGUGCCAUGAGGCCGAGACUCCGGUGCCGGCGUCUGGAGAGUGCUGCCACUCGCUCUUUGUCGACCCGCUCACAGGCUUGCUGGUCAGAAACAACAGCUACAGCCACAGCUACAGUCACAGCAGCUACGUCAGCGACAAGGCCAUUGACAUGCAAAGCAAUGACGAGAUGAUCAAUCUGUCGCCGGCUCCGGGCGGCCCCGUUGUGGCCAAGCCUUCCUUGAUGAAGACCGAGGACAGUAGAGAGCAGUAUGUAGACCUGACAACUGAUGAAGCGCUCUUCAAAGAGAAGAGGGAGGAUGCAAUCAAAGAAAAUCCAAUCAUGCAAAAGCCGACGGAGCCUAAAAUAGAAGAGGUGACCCUGACAACGACUGCAACCACUCCGCCUCCCGAUGACAACAUGCACGUGAUGGUCGCGCUCACAGAUCCGCAGUCCGAGUUGAGUCACACUGGCGACAGCGGUGUGGACCACGGGGGCUCCAGCGUGAGCCUCGCCGACCUCCUCGACUGCAGUGACGACUACGACGACAUCACGGACGACAUCACGGACGUCACCUCGGGCAUCUUUGUGGACGAGUCCAGCGAGCUGAACGCCUCUCCUGCCUUCAAGUCGCUGCAGAAGCAGGUGGGAACUCCUGAUUCCAUGGAUUCCAUGGAUCUGCCAUCUGGGUCUUGUGAAGGCUUCAGCCCCGCGUCCUUCCACCCGUCCAGCUCCCCUAAAGCUAUGGACAGUGGCUACGACACGGAAAACAAUGAGAGCCCCGAGUUUGCACCCAAAGAGCCUCAUGAAGCCCGUGAACAACCUCUUGGAAAUCCUACCCUUCAUACGAAAAUGGAUGAGGACAAGGAGCUGGAGGAGCAGGAAGUGGAGAGAGAGGCAGAACCAUCAUUGGAAGAAGAUUUGUCCUCAGGAGCCUCCCAGUCCGGCGACCAUGGCCUCUUACCGCUCAGCGAUAAGACUCCAUACAGAGACUCGGCCUACUUUUCAGACUAUGAGAAUGAAAGGCAGUCCAGGGAUGAAGGGGAAGAACUGUCAGAGCUUGUGAGAGAUGAAGAAAAUCUUGAAGAGGAACCACACAUUGGGGAGAGGAAGGGCGAGAAAAGGAAGAAUGAGGAGGAGGAAGAGCUGAACGAUGCUGCAGUGAACAAAGACCUUAAACUUGACAUGAAACACGUGUCGACAGGAGGAACCGACUCGUCCUCUCCACUGGAGAUUGAUGCAUAUGUGACCGGAGAGUGUGACCAGGAUGAGGUGCUGGGGCUACAUGUGGAGCCCUCUGACAGCGCUUCAGGGGCAGAGGGCGGGCUGGAUGAAUGGCCCUCUCAGGAAGAGAACUCGUCCCUCGGAGACUGGGCGGCAGAGGUGGUGGGGGCCAUGGAAGAAGCCCUCGGCGCCCUGAAUGGAGACUGCUCCUCCAACAUUAGGGAAGAGGAGGAAGAAGCAGAGGACUCUGUUCUAGAUUUAGAAACAGAAGAGACGAUUCAAAACAGACCUUCGGGGACAUCCGGUGAAAUCCUGCACACUUUACCCAAAGAUGAGGUGGCCUUGCAGCACACGGCGAGCACCAGGCGGUUUUCUUCAUCCUCUCCUCCUCCUCCAGCCGCCCCUCCCCUGGCGUCAGAUGGCCGAGGGUCUCCGGCUAACCGGGAAGAGGCGGACGAGGAGGACGGCGACACCGACGACAGCGACGAGUCGGACGAGGAGCUGCGGAUCUACAGCGUGCAGGAGCAGAGCGGUGGCGAGGAGAGCGAGGACGAGUGCCACCCGGUGCCCAUCGUGGUGAGCGACGGCAGCGAAGACCACGAGCUGCGCAGCCUCCUCAAGGUGCCGACCCGCCUCACAGCGGAGAACCUGGAGGAGGCGCUGGAACGCAAGAAGAAGACGGUGUCUUUUUUUGACGACGUCACCGUCUACUUGUUCGAUCAGGAAAGCCCGACUAAGGAGCUGGCGGAGCAGGACUUCCCUCUCGGAGCGGAGGGUCAGAGUUCACGGUGCAAAUCCCAAGAAAGGCUCAACGCCUCAGAUGACUCCUCAGAUGGGAACGUCUCAGAGGAGAGCGCAGGAUACGAGUGGGAGGACGACUUCCCCCUGCUCCCUCUGCCCACCUCCUCCGUGGCCCCUCCCCCCCGCUCCGCCCCCGACGCGCCGGACCUCGAACCGGCCACGCCCUCCUCCCGCUUCACCGUCUCCCCCUCCAGCGUGUCCCGCUUCUCCAUCACUCACAUCUCCGACUCGGACGUGGACUCCGCUGGAGGAAGCGGCGAGGACGGCGACAAAGAAUAACGAGCGGCGGACAUUCACCCGUCUCCCUGACGACGACUCGGCCUGCUAGCAUGACUUCUGAUCUUUUUGUUUUUAACGUCAGGUUCUUAGAAACAAGACAGUGCCUCUUUUGAAAGGUCCGUCUUUACCGACCUAAAAUGUUUUAGAAUGCUGAA